Molecule: messenger RNA, 1891 nt
Organism: Periconia digitata
Lineage: Eukaryota; Fungi; Ascomycota; Dothideomycetes; Pleosporales; Periconiaceae
Source: the annotation of a GenBank genome assembly
CCACAGCUGCGCCACAGGGCGAUACCUAGGCAUCGAAACUCGCUUCGCCGUGAACACCAGAUACCCACCUCGUAAUCAGAAAAACACACACCUGAACCACGUAUGUAAAUCUUUGCGAAUUUUGACUCAGCUGAAAAGCCCCAUGUUGAGAUCUUUUGGCCCGUACCCGCGUUUGAUAAUUAGAGUUCUUCUGCUGGCAGCAUUUAUCGGCCUGGCCAGAUAUCUUUCGAAUUCCUCUUCUUCGUCAACCACCAUGUCCCCUCCCCCUGAUGCAUCUGAGGUGGCUUCAGCCUUACUCAGUGAGCAUGGUCUCUACCUGCAGUCCAUUCAAGUCCUACAAUCCCUUUGGGCUGGGUAUGGCAAGAUAUGUCGCAUCACAGCAACCCCAAACUCCCCACAAUCCUCGACAUCAACAUCCAGAACAGCAUCCAGCGCCUCCACCCCGCAACAAUUCCAAUCGUACAUACUCAAGCUCAUAGCGCCACCACCUACAUCCUCCAACAAUGAAGGCCACAUCCGCAAGAUCUUGAGUUAUCAAGUCGAGCAAUACUUUUACACUCAUCUCGCCCCGCAAAUGCCACCUUCCAUCCCCGUUGCGAAAGCCCUCUCGAGUACCCACGAAUCCCGUUCAGGAGGAUCCCUUAAAAUGGCUAUGCUCCUCACAGAUCUCAAACAAAUCUAUCCCAUCGCUGGUGAAAAGCGCUCCGAAUUGACCUCAAUCCAAGUCGACGCCGCUCUAGACUGGCUGUCCUCCUUCCAUGGUUUCUGGCAACCGCGUGUCAAAGACUUUGACCAUACCUCGCUCGUUCGGCCACCACUAGAAGAAGAAACCCAUCGCAAACAGCAAGAGAGAUUGAACUCUAGAAACGACAACACGACGACAGUCUGGCUAAACGGCGGUUACACCUACCUCGCAACACGCCAGUCUGAAUACACAUCCCUCCUCUCAUCACACGACUCUGAAUGGCACGAACCUCUGACAGACUGGAUCCAGGACACAUCUUCAAUAUCGCACUACGUCGCCGCCGUUCUAUCUCCCCCUAAAACUGCGACUUCGCAUACACCAACGACUCCGUAUAUGACGCUGCUUCACGGCGACGUCAAGUCCGAGAACCUCUUCACGACUUCGGAUAUGAAGACGGCUGUCAUGUAUGAUUUCCAGUACGUAGGGCUCGGCUUGGGUGUUUGUGAUUUGGCGAAAUUGUUUACCUGCUCUGUUCCCUUGUCGCUUCUCGUGCCCUCCGACUUACUUUCCGCUUCUCUUCCGCGCAAACUCUCCAUGCAGGAGGGUGAAGUAGCGCUGUUGCGGCGCUACUGGACGAAUGUAAAGGAGAAGAGCGGGCAAGCGUACGAUUGGGAUAUUUUUGUAAGGCAUUGGGAGACUGCGUUGGUCGAUUGGUGUCGGUUUCAAGCUAGUUGGGGGUUCUGGGGGAAUGAAGAAUGGUUGGGUGCGAGGGUGCGGUGGGUGUUGGCUGAUGAGGGGUGGAGGGACGGCGUGCUAGGGAUGGGUGAGGUUGAGGGAGAGAAGGGGUGUGUCACCCUCCUUCUUCACCGCUUGCACAGAAUACACGCUCUCGCCAUCGCAACAACUUCAAUCCAUCCCAUCGAAACCACAGCAACCAAAAUUGAAUUCUCCAAUCUUCCCUUAAUCCAGUUUAUUGCCGUCCCAUCCGCUCCACCCACCAUCCCACUCCACUCCACCUUUUCUCCACCCUUCCCUCGGUCGGUCCGAGAAUACAGCAACGCGCUCUUUUCGCAAUUUUCCUGCCUAAUGCGGUACCUUCAAUACGCCCACUAUACCAAAUUCCCAAUCUCCCCCGGUCCCAAAUGCUGCUGUGGAACCUAUGACGCAUCAUCGAUCAACAGUUUUAGCGUUAAAUUCCUGAUAUAG